AUGAGUCUCAAUGGAAGAGCCCUCACUGCAUAUAGGCAUGGUCUUAGAGCCACUAAAAUUGCAUUUAAUGGUGAUAUAAGGAUGUUAACUGCAGCACGAGUACAAAUGAGGAACGGGAUGAUUGAUCCACCAAAUCCAGAAUUAUCCAAGGAAGAUCAAAUAAAGCAUUUGGAAGAUAUCGCAUUAUUCCUAAGAAGGAAUGUCGUACAAGGUGUGAAAACCCCUCAAGAUGAAGCGAGAUAUCACUUAAAUAUUCAUAAGGAUACUGAAUUGGGAGAUAAUGAAGAUACCAAGAUUCCGAAAAGAAACACCUUGACAGGCGGUAAAACGAGCCCCGUAGGAGGUUGCUGCGGUGGUGGAGCAUGA
Naumovozyma castellii is the source of this 366-nucleotide messenger RNA. It is a transcript of the gene MZM1, whose product is annotated as Mzm1p. The transcript has a single exon. The coding region runs from base 1 to 366 and encodes 121 amino acids. NCBI's taxonomy places the organism in Eukaryota, Fungi, Ascomycota, Saccharomycetes, Saccharomycetales, Saccharomycetaceae. The record is from RefSeq and is a predicted model, not a curated record.